This is a messenger RNA of Vitis riparia (riverbank grape), 1548 nucleotides long. RefSeq names its product KRR1 small subunit processome component homolog. Bases 94 to 1239 code for a protein of 381 amino acids. Gene Ontology annotation, cellular component: small-subunit processome; nucleolus. Gene Ontology annotation, molecular function: RNA binding. Lineage: Eukaryota; Viridiplantae; Streptophyta; Magnoliopsida; Vitales; Vitaceae. The record is from RefSeq and is a predicted model, not a curated record. The transcript has 12 exons.
CCUCAAGGCUCCAGACACUGUUUUUAAGGGCUGAGCAGAGAGAAAUCAGGGAAGGAAGAAAGGACGGCGAUUGAAGAGAAGCAGAGGCCAGAGAUGGAGGAGAGCAACGGCGAAGUUGAAGUAGAGCGGAAGGAGAAGACGAAGCACAAGGGAAAGCACGACAAGCCAAAGCCAUGGGAUGACCCUUCCAUCGAUCACUGGAAAGUCGACAAGUUCGACCCUUCUUGGAACGAGGGCGGCAUGCUCGAAGUCAGCUCAUUCUCCACCCUCUUCCCUCAAUACAGAGAAAAAUACUUACAAGAAGCUUGGCCCACUGUGAGGGGUGCAUUGAAGGAAUUUGGUGUUAAAUCUGAGCUAAACCUGGUUGAGGGAUGUAUGACAGUGUCAACAACUAGAAAGACUAGGGACCCCUAUAUCAUUAUGAAGGCUAGGGAUCUCAUUAAACUUUUGUCAAGAAGUGUUCCUGCACCUCAGGCAAUCAAGAUACUGAAUGAUGAAAUGCAAUGCGAUAUCAUCAAGAUUGGAAGCCUUGUUCGCAAUAAGGAACGAUUUGUUAAGCGUAGGCAACAUCUUGUGGGCCCCAACUCUUCCACUCUAAAGGCACUUGAAAUUUUGACAGGAUGCUAUAUUCUUGUUCAGGGGAACACUGUUGCUGCUAUGGGUUCAUUUAAAGGUCUAAAACAAGUCCGAAGGGUGGUGGAAGACUGUAUACAGAAUAAAAUGCAUCCAGUAUAUCAUAUCAAGACCUUGAUGAUGAAGAGAGAACUUGCUAGUGAUCCAGCACUUGAAAAUGAGAACUGGGAUAGGUUUCUUCCAAAGUUUAAGAAGAAAAAUGUUAAACAAAAGAAAGUUAAGAGCAAGGAGAAGAAGCCAUAUACACCCUUCCCUCCUCCUCAGCCACCUAGCAAGGUUGACCUACAACUGGAAAGUGGUGAGUACUUCUUAAGUGAUCAAAAGAAGUUUGCGAAGAAGUGGCAACAGAAGCUGGAGAAGCAGGCAGAAAAAACAGCAGAGAACAAAAGAAAAAGAGAAGCUGCUUUUGUUCCUCCCAUGGAACCCAUGAUGCAGGAUCCAAGCAAAUCUGCUGAUGAUAAGAAUGAUGUGGCUGCAAUGGCCAUGUCGUUAAAGAAAAAGGCAAAGGAGUUUGGGAAGCAAAAAUCCCUUGAGAAUGUCAAUCCUGAAACAUACAUUGCGGCUUCAGGGGAAGCACCCUCGAAGAAGAAACGCAAGCACUCUUAAGUCUCUGAUACAAUGAGUGGCCUCAAGAGUGAUAGUAUGGGAAGUGGGCUGAGCUUUUUCCCUUGGACCCCCACCCUAGGCUACUAAAUUGUGGCCGAGCCUCAACUUUAUGUUUCUGGAAUCUGCUGGAAAACUGUCUUAUACCCACAAAUUAAUGGGCUUUGGAAACUGUUGUUGUUAAUUUACAGAAGUAGAAAGUUCAAAAUUUUUGAUAUAUGAGAUGGACUGGAAAAACAUUGGAGAAAUAUCCUCAGCUGUGGUGGACUUUGGCAGUUUAUGAAACUUGCAGUUAAUUGGUCUUGUCUUUUA